AUGGUUUCGUCGAUGCGGCAGUACACGGAUCAGGCAGAGGCGCCCUUGUCCCUCUCCCUCUCGCUGUCCCUCGGCGCCAUCGCCGACCGCAGCAAGAAGAUGCGCCGCGGCGCAGAUGGCGAGUUCGUGUGCAAGACGUGCAGUCGCUCGUUCCCGUCGUUCCAGGCGCUGGGCGGACACCGGACCAGCCACCUACGCGGCCGCAACGGGCUCGCGCUCGGCCUCGCUGCCGGAUACGAUCAGCCGGGGAGCAAGAAGAUCACGGAGCAGAAGCAGGCGCACCAGUGCCACGUCUGCGGGCUCGAGUUCGAGACGGGGCAGGCGCUUGGCGGCCACAUGCGGCGGCACCGUGACGACGCGGUCGCCACCACGGCGCAGGCACCGCUCGUGCUGCUCCAGCUCUUCCUCUAG
Messenger RNA from Triticum turgidum subsp. durum (durum wheat), 411 nucleotides. The record is from the annotation of a GenBank genome assembly. NCBI's taxonomy places the organism in Eukaryota, Viridiplantae, Streptophyta, Magnoliopsida, Poales, Poaceae.